This is a messenger RNA of Drosophila albomicans, 1532 nucleotides long. Its product is annotated as cold shock domain-containing protein CG9705. Gene Ontology annotation, molecular function: mRNA 3'-UTR binding. Lineage: Eukaryota; Metazoa; Arthropoda; Insecta; Diptera; Drosophilidae. Gene Ontology annotation, biological process: regulation of mRNA stability. The transcript has 4 exons. The coding region runs from base 527 to 955 and encodes 142 amino acids. Gene Ontology annotation, cellular component: cytoplasm. The record is from RefSeq and is a predicted model, not a curated record.
AGUUUUUUGCAAGGAAAAAAGACGAAUUAAUUGUUAAUAUAGCGCAAUAUAAUUUGUGCCAAAAGAACGCCCAAUUAGUUGUGCAGCAUUGUGAAUAUUUUUAGAAAAAUAAAGUAGUACGCUUCCCACGCGUUUUACGACGACUUCGUGUUUGCCGGCUCUUAUUGCGAAUUGCGGCAAAAAAAUUGCAUCAGUAUUAGUUAGCAGGCUGGAUGUGUGCAAGUUAAAAGAAGAAGCAGUCCCAAGGCACGCGACCUAAAAGUACUCGAGAGUUGCCUUCCCACUCAACUCCCACUCCUUGGUGCAAUUGGAAUUGAAAGCGUGGUGAAAGUGCUGCGCUACAAAAUUGUGUUGUUACACUGCCAACAUUUGACUUUGGCUGCUGUCCAUUUGAGUGAGAGAAGAUAAACACACGCGAUACGCGGACACAAUCAAAAGCCGUCGCUACUUCAGUGCUUACAUCAUUCCCCGCUGUUGCCCACUCUAUUAAUAUAAAUCGAACUAAAAAAAGGAAACGCUUGCUGCAAUGGCCGAACCAAAAACACCCGAAAAGAUGCUGUCUGCCAAGCCGCCGGUAUUUCAUCAAAAUAGCCAUAGUCCAAACGCCUCGCUGCAGCUGCCCAGUCCCAUCAUCACGCGUCGCACACGCACGGCCUCGACUUCGGCUCGCGCCAUGGAAAACCCAAUGGUGACUGGUAUUGUGAAAUCCUUUAGCCGCACCAAAGGACACGGUUUUAUUACGCCCAAUGGUGGCGGCGAGGACGUUUUCUGUCACGUUUCCGACAUCGAAGGGGAAUAUGUACCCAUGCCUGGCGACGAGGUCAAGUAUCGACUGUGCGCCAUUCCGCCCAAGUUUGAGAAGCAUCAGGCCGUGCACGUGCAGAUAAGCAAUCUGACGCCUGAGGUGCACCACAAGUGGGAAGAGCCCGUCUUCUGUGGCUCGCCCGCCAAAUAGAAGUGUAGCCAUUACUACCAAUGGCCUUCCACACAAGUUUUUUUUAAUUAACUGGAGCACGCCAUGCGGCUAAACAAACAAAGCAGCAAAAAAAAAAAAAAAACGAUGAGCAGUAGUUGGUGGAGAUGAUUGCGAUGACGACGACGACGAUCAAAACAAUACAAUAAGAGUUAAUGAAAUGAAAGCAUACAAAACGACUUUAUCAAUCGUACGCCACUCACACAGCCAGCCAGUUUCAAUUAAAUAUCUUUUUUAUUACUUUAAGCUAAGCAAAAAAAUCAACUCAGUCACAAAAUGUGUUACACUUACUUUUUUAAAAAAAGAAAAAAAUAAUGAAUCGUUGAAGAAGCGAAACCAGUUUGGUGAAUUUAUGAAAUUGUAAUAAUGAUAAUUGAAUAAUUGUUAUUCGAGAACAGCCGUUUCGUGUAUUUUUGAGUUCGGAGCCUGUAACAGUAUACGUAUACUUAAUAAUACUUAAUUUUCGAUUGUAAACAAAAUAUGAAAUAUGCAUGAGCAAAAAGCAAAGCAAAAGCCCGAAGCCCACUUUAUUUACUAAUGAAAUAAAAAAAUCUCAAUA